AUGACUGCCAAUAUUCAACAAAAUGGAACCAACGAUGGAACUCAAAUAGGUGUGAAUGAAGGGAUCGUCAUCAUCGGAGGAGGAUCAGCCCUUGAUCCAUUAGAUCAAGCGUGUCUACAGGACUUGAGAAUAACUGAUCCGCGAGAUGACAAGGAGCGUCUAAAAAGCACGAGCGGCGGGCUCCUGGAAGCCUCGUACCAGUGGAUUCGCGACAACGAGGCAUUCAAGCAAUGGCAACAUGACCAGAGCGGCAGUAAACCUGUCGUCUGGAUAAGGGGUAAUCCCGGAAAAGGCAAGACAAUGCUUCUCUGUGGGAUUAUCGAAGACCUGGCAAAAUCACACGAGAAUGCGGCCGUAUCUUUCUUCUUUUGUCAAGCAACCGAUUCGCGCAUCAACAGUGCCAAGUCUGUCCUGCGUGGAUUGAUUUAUUUGCUUGUUGAACAAAAUCGAUCUCUUCUCCGCCACGUACGAGCUCGAUAUGAUUCUGCGCGCGAGAGAAUGUUCAAAGAUGUCAAUGCAUGGCAUGCGCUCGUCUCAAUAUUCACGCAAAUUCUCGAAGACUCGGCUUUGAAAAGCGUCUAUCUUGGGAUUGAUGCGCUGGAUGAGUGUGGAGAUGGCCGUGACCUCCUUUUGGACCUGAUUAUUGAAACCGCGAAAACCAAUUCAAAGAUCAAAUGGAUUGUUUCUAGCCGAAACGAACGUGAAAUUACUGAACUUUUCGACCAUGCUGCCCAGGUAGCCCCAAUAUCAUUGGAGAUGAGUGAAGCAUUUGUGUCUGAGGCGAUCAAUGCAUUCAUUGAGCACAAGGUGGCCGACCUCGCGCAGAAAAAGCGCUACAAACCCGAAGUCAGACGCAAGGUCCAUCGCCAUUUGGUCUUGAACACAAGAGGCACUUUCUUAUGGGUUUCAUUGGUCCUGAAAAACCUUGCCCGAACACAAUCAAGACAUGUGAAUGAGAAACUAAAAACGUUCCCGCCUGGCUUAGAUGCUCUCUAUCACCGGAUGAUGGAUCAGGUUCGCAAGUCAGAUGAUGCAGAUUUCUGCAAGCAGAUCCUUGGUACUAUAUUGACCGUCUAUCGCCCUGUCACGCUUAGUGAGCUCGGCUCUCUUCUCGCGGGGCGAAUGGAUAGCCUCGAUGAUAUUGAUACCAUCUCUGAGGUGAUCGAAUCUUGUGGUUCAUUCUUAACAGUACAAGAAGAUACUGUCACUCUGGUUCACCAGUCUGCAAAAGACUUCCUGGACCAGGAGGUACAAACUGAGGUUCUUCCUAAGGGCGUCGAGAAUGAACACCACGCGAUCUUUUCCCAAUGUCUGAGUGCUCUUAUAAAAACACUGCGGCGGGAUAUGUUUGGUCUCAGACUACCCGGGACUACCAAAGCUCAAAUCAGAGCGCCUAGCCCAAAUCCACUUGCAUCUGCUGAGUACGCAUGUGUUUAUUGGGUGGACCAUCUCGAUGAUUGUCAAAGCAACGAAGCAUACAGACUGAGCUUGAAGAACAGGGAGAUGGUUGAUGCAUUUUUGCGGCGGAAAUACCUCAACUGGCUCGAGGCUUUGAGUUUACUCGGAAAGGUUUCGGACGGCAUAGGGGCUAUGAGAAAAUUGGAGAAUAUACUUGAGGUAAGUUUUGAACCCCAUCUAUAG
Penicillium salamii is the source of this 1641-nucleotide messenger RNA. The record is from the annotation of a GenBank genome assembly. Lineage: Eukaryota; Fungi; Ascomycota; Eurotiomycetes; Eurotiales; Aspergillaceae.